Symbiodinium sp. CCMP2592 is the source of this 2706-nucleotide messenger RNA. NCBI's taxonomy places the organism in Eukaryota, Dinophyceae, Suessiales, Symbiodiniaceae. The record is from the annotation of a GenBank genome assembly.
AUGUUUGUAGGGCGAAGUGUCGAUCUGCGGCCCUGGGGGUUGGAUGCCCGAAAGCCAAGUGCUUCUGGCACUGCGGUGGACCAUGCUGCGGAGAGCGAAGUUCGAUGGACGCCAGUCUUAGCUUUUCCAGUUUUGGUCUCCCUGUGGCCUUGGCGCGUGCACUUCUGCUGCCGAGGAGAGCAGACUGCAGGGCCUGGCCCGGCAGCUGAGCUGGGCGGUGCGCUGCCCUGGCUCUUCGGAUUUCUUGAGAUUUUCCUCAGUCGAAACGCCGAGGCGGCCGUGGAGCUUUGGGUCGCAGAUCGCGGAGCCGAAACGGCGUGGGGUCGCUUGGCAAGGCUACGCCAUGCGACGCUUCAUGGGAUCUUCGAAAAUGGACCUCGGUUUCAAGUCAACAGCGGCGCGUCCUCCGCCUCCGUUGUCUUGGCUGCCUGCGGAAGGGCGCAAGCCUGGCGCGCGAGCUUGGCGCUUCUCGGAAAGGUUCAGCAAUGCCAGUUGCAGCCCACGCUGCGAAGCUUCAACGCCACCAUGGCCGCUGUUGCCCGCGCCGAGCAGCUGCAGCAGGCCCAAGCCCUUCUUUCAACGCUGCGUCGUGCUCGCGCUCUGCCGGCGUCAAGUGUCCAGGCACUGCUGGGCGUUGCUGUGGCAACUUCUCGCUGGCAGUGGUCCCUGCGUCUUCUGCGCUCUGCCCGCGAUGGCCCGGCCCUGUCAGCGGCCGCGGCCGCUUGCGGCAGGCGGCGGCAGUGGCAGCGAAGCCUGGCUCUCUUUCAGGAGGCCUGCGCUCGGCGUCUGCCCUGGGAUGCCGGCCUUUUGCAGGCCGUGCUGAGUGCCUUGGCAGAGGCCAAGCAGUGGGAACGAGCGAUGAGUCUGCUGACAUACCAGGAGGCUCCAGACCUGGCCGCUUGCAAUGCAGCGCUCAGGGCAUGCCCAGACUGGCAGCUCUCCCUGCUGAUGCUCCACGACUUUCGUCAUUCAGGCCUUGCCCCCGAUGAGUUCAGCUUUGCCUCCGCACUCAGCGCCGCUUCGCGGCGCAGCGCCUGGGAGGCGGCGCUGGUACUGAGACACGAGAUGGUGUUGGACUCGGUGAGCGCUGAUGCGGUGGUCUUUGGCAUUACGCAGGGGUCUGCGUUGGCAGGCAAAGGCUUCAGCUUGCUGGUGGCAGAUGUGGUCGAAGCCGCAGAGGCAUGUGGCUUGUCUGUUUUGGAGCCCAGCAGCCCGCAGCCUUUCUAUUUGGGGAGCUGCAGCGAAGGACAGCAGUGGCAAGCGCAGUCGAGUUCCAGCCUAAGCGUCACUAUCUACUCUUGGGAGAUGUUGGGAGUACUGUCUGUCACUUUCUUCGAGCCGACCUCAACGCCCUGCCAGCUCUGCCUCAGCGAAGUGAGGAGGUCAGGCCGGGCCGUGGCUGUGGCGGUGGGCUGGGUCCUCGGCAUCCUCGGUGAUUUGGCAAUUCUGGCCGUGGAGGAUGAGUUCUGGAAGGGCAAGGAGUCUUUGACGUUGUCGCGAGACAUCCCGAAGCUGGACGACAACGUGACGUGCAUUGGCUUUCCUGUGGGCGGAGAGAACAUCUCUGUGACCCGCGGUGUGGUGUCGCGUAUCGAUGUCCACCAUGACGGGCUGCUGCGAGUCCAAAUCGAUGCAGCAAUCAACCCAGGCAACUCUGGUGGCCCCGUUCUGGGAAGUCACGGUAAGAUCGUGGGUGUGGCGGCGAGCCAUCUGAAGCAUGCCUCGAAUAUCGGCUACAUCAUUCCAACGCAGGUCUUGGAGCAAUUCAUCUCCUGUGCAGGAUUGCAGGGCGCUCCCGAGCGCGCAGCUGAAGGCGGAGAGCCCGCGAAGGGAUACCUCGGCGUCUCUUCCCUCGGUGUUGGCAGCGUGCAGACGUUGGAGAGCGUCCCGCUGCGGCGGAUGUUUGGCCUGCCAGAGGCCCAUGUUCACAGAUGGGAUGCAUGCUGCGGAGAGGUAGCACCGCUUGGGUCAUCAUCUGGAAAGCUACAGGAGGAUGAUGUGCUCUUGGAGAUUGAUGGUGUCGAAAUUAGCCAGGACGGUACCGUUCCUUUGCGAGACAAUGAGCGAAUCCACUUCCUGCACAUGGUCACGAAGCGCAGCGCCGGAUACGAGUCCGUUCAUCUCAAAGUCUGGCGCCAGAAGAGCGAGCUAGAGGUGGACAUUCCCCUGAGGCCCGACCGCUGGCUGGUUCCACGCAUGGAUGGCUACGAUGCUGCCGCCGAGUACACGAUUGUGGGUGGCCUGGUCUUCAUUCCUCUGAGCCGGCCGUGGGCCGACCUGAAAUGCAACGAGAAGCAAUGGAACCAAGCGCGUGCCCUGAUGAACCAGUAUGUGGGCCAAGCUCUGUCGGAGGAGGGAAGGCAGGUCAUCAUCCUCUCCAAGGUGUUGGCACAUCCGUGCAACUCGGGCUACCAUUCCUUCGGCAACAUUGUCCUGCACACCUUCUGUGGGGAACCGAUGCGGAAUGUCGCGGAGCUCGCCAGAGCGGUGGCACGAUGUGAGCAGCAGCAGCUCGUGUUCCAUUUCCUUCGUCCUUUCGGCGAUGGGAAGGAAUUGGUGGUCCUCGAUCGGUCGGAGUGCCAGACUGCUGAGGCGGAGAUUCUGGCUCAACAUCUGAUCGGGUCACCCAGCAUGGUUCGAAUCGAUGGUCGCGGGGAGCCGCGGGCUCUGGAUCCCGAGGCCGACCACACCGCUGCGACGACCUGA